GGCGCAGGUGAAGGCGGGGCGGAGUCGCUUUCAGUUUCGGGCAUUGUGGGAAGGCAGGAUGGGCGGCGGGGCGCGCACCUGGCACUGAGGGGGCAGCCGGGGCGAGCCGCCCGGAGCAGUGACCAUGAUACGCUUUAUACUGCUGUUCAGCCGACAAGGGAAAUUAAGACUUCAGAAGUGGUACAUAACGUUACCUGACAAAGAAAGGAAAAAGAUCACACGGGAAAUUGUUCAGAUUAUUCUGGCUCGCAGUCAAAAGAUGAGCAGUUUUGUCGACUGGAAAGACCUAAAGCUAGUUUACAAAAGGUAUGCUAGUUUAUAUUUUUGCUGUGCAAUAGAAGACCAGGAUAAUGAGCUGCUGACACUAGAGGUUGUUCAUCGUUAUGUAGAACUACUGGACAGGUAUUUUGGAAAUGUGUGCGAGCUGGAUAUUAUCUUUAAUUUUGAAAAGGCUUAUUUUAUUCUUGAUGAGUUUAUAAUGGGUGGAGAAAUACAAGAAACAUCAAAGAAAUCAGCAGUGAAAGCCAUAGAAGAUUCUGAUAUGUUACAAGAGACAAUGGAGGAAUAUAUGAACAAACCUGCAUUUUAACUUUAAAACCUCCUGGAGGGACAGAGAUGCUGCUUACUAUCUGUAAAAUUCACUUGUUGAAAUUGCUUUUCUAUGUGCCAGAGCCUCUGAGAAAUACCAAAAACCAAUAACUAAAGGGAUUUGUAUAGUAGUCAAAAUGAAGGUCAGCUCCAAUAAUGUAUAUUGUUCUAUAUAGGAGUUUCUUAAAACUGUUAUUACACUUAAUCUAGCCACUAUCCUCCUCCUAGACUAAAAACUAGUUUUUAUACAAUGGCUUUUAGCUAUGAACUUUUUCAGUCUAAGAAAAUAUUUGCAAAAGAUAUUUAUACUAGUUUUGGUCCAUCAUUGAUUGCAUCAGUAUACUUUUGUAAUAGUAUAUUUUUUGAAUGUAAUGAUUAUUCUGGUCUAAUAAUAAUACUUUUUCUUAAAAGCUGA
Molecule: messenger RNA, 1003 nt
Organism: Mauremys mutica (yellowpond turtle)
Lineage: Eukaryota; Metazoa; Chordata; Testudines; Geoemydidae
Gene: AP1S3
Product: adaptor related protein complex 1 subunit sigma 3
Exons: 5
Coding region: 125-589 (154 amino acids)
Biological process (GO): vesicle-mediated transport; intracellular protein transport
Cellular component (GO): AP-1 adaptor complex; intracellular membrane-bounded organelle; membrane coat
Molecular function (GO): clathrin-cargo adaptor activity
Source: RefSeq, a predicted model, not a curated record